AUGCUGUCUGAGAGUUUCAUUGCGUCGACCUUGACGUCUGUCAAGACCCCGACAGCUGCGACCUUGAGAGACGUGGGAAUCUGCGUCCAGGAAUGGCAACCCACGGUCAAUUUGCGCUCCACAUUCAAGAAGAGCUCAACAGCAGCCAAUUGUCUGGCCGUGAGUCAGUCGCAUGUGUUUGCAGCCCAGUCUGAGAAGGCUAUCGUCCAUGUGUACAGUCGAGAGAAAGGAAAUCAAGAAGCUAUUGUUCCUUUUCCAGAGCGCAUUCGCAGCAUCGCGAUUGCAGGUGUUUUGGGAACUGAAGGUGGAAGGUUGAUCCUGUGGGAGACUUGCACUGGACGACAAGUAGCUACGACAGCGUCGCAUUUGCAACCAGUAACGUCGCUGGUGAUCGAUCCCACGUCUAAUUUCAUUCUAUCCGGAUCGUCAGAUGCUAGCAUACAUGUCUGGUCGCUGGUUGACAUUCUAUCCUUCACAAAGCCUCCGUCAGGUCGUGAUCGACAGCAACCCAACUCGCCCAUCCAUACGUUCUCGAACCAUCGCGCAGCUAUUACCUCCAUCGCUGUGGGUCACAGCAGCGGGCAAUACAACGUCGCCGUCUCUACCUCGAAAGACAACACUGCCAUUGCUUGGGAUUAUCGUACAGGGCGGCUUUUGCGGACUUUUCUCUUACCUUCGUCAGCAUCAUGUUUGGCUCUCGAUCCAGUUGACCGUGCUUUCUACGUCGGAUAUGAAGAUGGGAGCGUACAGUCAGUAGAUUUCUACAAAAAUCAGUCCAUCCAGCAUCCUCUACACGAUCCCUCGUUGCAAUCCACUCCCGCACAGCCAUCGGCAGAAGACCGCUGGCUGCCGCCCUCCCCAGAUGUUGGCGCCGUCCAUUCACUUUCUCUCUCUUACGAUGGGAUGACUCUACUCUCUGGACAUCAGAAUGGAAAGGUCCUGUCGUGGAACGUAGGCCGAAGGAAAUAUGCUUCGACACUAGCGGACUAUACACAUCCGGUGACAAAUCUAAUCAUGCUUCCUCUGGGAGGAUUGGCAUCUCCUGCGCUCGAACUGAAGAGGGUGGCGCACACGAUAGUUAAACCGCGAUACGACCAUGCACUUUCGGAAUCAUCGAAUGCGGCUGGCACCGUCCCCUCCGAGUAUACGUUCAGCACACAUCUGCUCGCCUCAAACACACCCAAGCCCACUGCGAAGAGUCAUUCGUCCAACCAAUUCUCUGAAGCUCUCACGCACACCUUCUUUCCCGAGUCGCUGAUGGAAGAAGGUCUCGCAGAGUUGGCCUCCUUCAAAUCCGCUGGAACGAACGGCGUUCUGGUCUCAUCUGCUCCCCAAUCCGUCGUUGACCGGGUCACUACCGUCGAUAACUCGCAGGUCACAUCGUUGGAAGAGGAAAUCGCGACGUUAAAGAAGAAACUGGCAACAAACGAGACAGCACGCCAAGUCAGCACGGAUGAGGUGACUAAGCUGCGCUCUGACCUGGUGAAUAUGCGCGACUAUAUCAAUGAGCUUCAUCAGAAACAAGAACAAACCCAGCGGGAAAAGGUGCUCCGCCAAGCUCGGAAGGAGGAACGGGAGGCUCGCAGGCGGGAAGCCUGGCUUGCUGCCGAGAAGAAGGGGAAGAAGGGGGACGCCGUACUUCGACGGAUGGAGGCCGAAGAGAGCGCUCAGACCAGUGAUUCAGAUGAUCAGAGCAGUGACGAGCAAUAG
Aspergillus clavatus NRRL 1 is the source of this 1710-nucleotide messenger RNA. Its product is annotated as putative ribosomal assembly complex component Ipi3. NCBI's taxonomy places the organism in Eukaryota, Fungi, Ascomycota, Eurotiomycetes, Eurotiales, Aspergillaceae. The transcript is spliced from 3 exons. Gene Ontology annotation, biological process: DNA-templated DNA replication; rRNA processing. Gene Ontology annotation, molecular function: protein binding. The coding region runs from base 1 to 1710 and encodes 569 amino acids. Gene Ontology annotation, cellular component: nuclear pre-replicative complex. The record is from RefSeq and is a predicted model, not a curated record.